Messenger RNA from Harpia harpyja (harpy eagle), 5384 nucleotides. RefSeq names its product interleukin 11 receptor subunit alpha (gene IL11RA). Bases 190 to 1431 code for a protein of 413 amino acids. NCBI's taxonomy places the organism in Eukaryota, Metazoa, Chordata, Aves, Accipitriformes, Accipitridae. The transcript is spliced from 13 exons. Gene Ontology annotation, cellular component: membrane; external side of plasma membrane. Gene Ontology annotation, molecular function: cytokine receptor activity; protein binding. The record is from RefSeq and is a predicted model, not a curated record. Gene Ontology annotation, biological process: cytokine-mediated signaling pathway.
CCCUGCUCCAAUGGAACGGCGGCGGCGGCCGCGGCGGCUUCGCACCGCCCGCGCUACCGGCCCCAGCCAGCCCGGCGCGGGCGCCCCGCCGCCGGCCCCGCUCCCGGUUCCCGGUUCCCGGCUUCUUCCCGGCUUUUUCCCGGCUCCGCCGAGCGCCAUGGAGAGAUAGCCGCGGCACCACGCAGGAAGAUGCACAGUCCCAUCCCAGGCCUGGGCAGGGUGAUGGUGUUCCUCGCGGCAGCUCUGGCAUCAGCCUCCCUCGCUGUCCCUGAGGACAGAGAAGAAGAAGGUGUGCAGUAUGGACAGGUGGGGACAGAUGUGACCCUGUCGUGCGCCGGUGCCCACGCCGGCUCGCCAGUGCAAUGGAGACGGGCAGGUGCCGCGGCGCUGCCGGAGGGCUCAGCCAUCUGGCAGGGAGCCCUGGUGCUGCCGCAUGCCAGCUUGGCCACCGCAGGAACCUACAGCUGCCACGGCGAGGACGGUGGCCUCCUGCAUGCUGUGUCCCUGCAGCUGGGGUACCUGCCGGGAGUCCCCUUUGUGUCCUGCAGAGCGUCUGACUAUGAGAAUUUCUCCUGCUCAUGGACCUCCAGUGUGGAGACCUUCCUCCCUACCAGAUACAUCACCACCUACAGGAAGAAAUCGCUGACGGGUGAAGAGAAGCGGAGGAACAAGAAUGGGCACAUGGGGCCGUGCCUGCAGGAUCCAUCCCGCCCCGGCACCUGCACCGUCCAUGGGUCAGAGUUCUGGAGCUCCUACCGCCUGAACAUCACCGAGGUGAACCCCCUGGGCUCCAGCUUCCGCCUCCUUGACAUCACCAUGCAAGCCAUCAUUAAGCCGGACCCUCCAGAGGGCUUGGUGGUGGAGCCCAUCCCCCGGGCCCCACGGCGGCUCCAUGUGAGCUGGAAGUACCCUUCCUCCUGGCCCAAGGAACCCCACUUCCAGCUCAGGUUUCGGCUCCAGUACCGGCCCGUCAUCCACCGCUCCUGGUCUGUGGUGGAGACGGUGAACCUCUCCGAGGUGAUCACAGAUGCCUUUGCUGGGCUGGAGCACGUGGUCCAAGUCAGCGCCAAGGAUUUCCUGGAUGCGGGGAACUGGAGCGAGUGGAGCGCCGAGGCCCGGGCGACGCCGGUCAGAGACCCAGCCACUGUGGCAAGUGAAGAAACCACUACAGACACCAGCCUGGAGAGCCUGGCCGAGGAGCCCUCCCAGGCUCCCAACCCUGAGCCCAUCAACCACAGUGACCCCCUGGAGAAGACAGCCGUCCUGGUGUCCCUUGGGAUCUUUGCCUUCUUUGUCCUGGCUGCUGUUCUCGUCAUCACCAUCCUCAUCUGGCUCCGGGUGAGGAAACAUGGCAAGGACAAGACCAAACCCCACAACUUCUUGGUUGCUGCCACGCACUUGAAGGCACUGCCGAAGGCCCAGAUCCUGUAGUGAGCCCUGGCUGAUCCCCGUUCCCUGCACCCGCUCACCCACGCGUGGGGCUUGAUGCCACUGCUGGCACCCAAGGACCCCACUCCUCCUGGGUCGCCCCAUGACCGUGGACAUUGCUGGAGCCCCCAGCACCCUGGGGGUGCAGGAUGAACCCUAAGGAGAGAGGCUCUGCUCCCAGGAGCUUUGGGCUGCCCGUGCCUGCCAGGAGCCGGCUGGAGGUACCUCGGACUCAAGGCGACAAGCCAGACCCACCACCCGGCGCUGCUGAACACAUGGGGAUGAUGAUGCUGAGCCAGGCCCACUUCACUGCCUAGUGUCAAGGGGGACCAUGGGUGCAUGCUUCUGGGGGUGCCGGGCAUCAGUGGGCAGGGGAUGCUGAGCCCUACCCGUCACCCCCCACCAGCCACCAGCAGGCAGAAGGAACCCCCCUACCCCAUCCCUCUGCCCCACGCUGUGGCUGGACGAAGCAAUGAUGCCAAUAAAGGGGAUAGCAUUGGCACUGCCCAAGCAAGACCCCCUUGCAGAUGGUGCUGGGCCAGGGAAGAGGUGAGUGGCACCGGGUGAGAUGCCAGCUUGGGGAUGGUCCUUGCAGGACGUGCACAGGCAGCAGGGCUGGUCUCCAAACAGGUCGGCCCCCUCCCCAGGCACCUGGAGGGGCUGAGAGAGACCCUUGCCCGGGCCAGCCCUUGCUGGGUGCCAGACGAGGAUGCAGGCAGCUGCCUGCGACAUCUCGCCUGACCUCGCCAGCCUGGCAGCAGGGACAGGACCCUCUGCACAGCCCCCCUCACUCAGCAUGUGGCCCCCUCCCCACACCUCUACCCGGCCCCUCUAAUGGCUUCCAUGUGUUGGCACCUCCCGACCCGGUGCUCAGCGCCAGCAGCCCAAUGAGAUCCAGAUGGGGCUGGAUGGAAAUUCAGGCAGCGGUGGCGCGGGGAGUGCAGGGAGCAGAGCCAACGCGGGGUGGGUUCCUGCGCCCACCCUGCCAGGGAGAUGUGUCACUCCCGGCUGGGCCCCGGGGCUGCCCUUGAAUCUGGGGUGCAGAGAGAGCCUGGAGGAGGGAGACCUCCUGAGAGGGUUCUCGUGGGGACUGGGUUGGAGGGGACUGGGGCACGGCUGUGCCUUUUGCAAUGGCUUGUGAGCCCACGGACCCCUCUGCCCUCGCUGGCUGCCCCUGCGCUCCCACCCCGUGUGCGGGGGCAUGGGGGCUGCCUGUGCUAGUGCUUGGCUCUGUGGGGUCCCAGCCCCUUGCUGUCCCUGGUGAGCACACUCACCCUGGAUGGGGGAGAUGGGGGUCAGCCCUCCAUUUACAGUGUUCUACUAGGGUGGCAUCCUUGGACAGAAAAGGGCUCUCCAUGGAGCAAGUAAGGCAGGUCACCAAGCUGGGGAGGUAUAAGGGGCCAGAUCCUGCCUGGGCUUCUGGGCCCAACAACCACAUCCCCUCUCCCAGGUGCAUCCCAGAACUUGCCAGCUCCAGCUGUGUCAUGCUGCCAUCACCUGCUGGACUCUUGUCCCCAGCAUCCAACCCAGCCAGCACCCUUUCUGAUGUGUCCUGGUCACCCUUUUCUCCCCUCAGUCCCCAGCAUGGCUUGGAAAUCUGCUCUUACUGCCACCAGAUCCCACUCUGAUGCCACUAUGGAAGGGAUCAGGGCUGUGGUUGUCCAUAGGAUGCUGUUGAACAUGGGUGAUGUCCAUCCUAUAGCUGUGGCUCCAGCAUUUGCAAACUGAGCUCAGUGUUUUCCCAGCACCUGGUGCUGGUUUAGAGGCUGAUGGCUGCUUGAGACACAGGAGCGUAAUGGCCAGAAAAUGGGAGAGACCAUGAGCUGGCAGCUCUGGCCCCCAUAUCCUGCCUGCUUAUAACCUCCAGAAAGUCCAGGCCUUCUCCAAAUAAAAGGGGGUUGCUGCCGGCCAGAGGGACUAGAGACCACUGGAGCCUCGCACAUCCACAGGGGAACGUGUGCCUGCAUUGUGCAGGCAAGCUCAGGUGGGUAGAAGGGAAAUGACAGGCAGAGGGUACUCAUAGCUGCGCUGUCCCCAUGUGCCAAGCCCUGUGUCCCCUUCCUUAGCUGGGGCUUGCCUGGCCGGGCUGUGGGGACACCCAGUUCUGGUGACCAGGGCAGCUUGAGGGUAGGAGAUGUACAUCUGGUCCUCAUCACCACAUCCUACUGCCCUUGGCCCUGGAGGGUGACCCCUUUCCUCUCUGGUGGAAGCUUUAGAGACAGGACUUGCCACUCGUUUGGCAGCUGGAGAUACCAAGAGCAGGCAAGACGUCUGCAUGCCACCGUAAAGUUCUGCCUGCCCACACUGCGGCUGCCUGCUGGGAUUCCCCAUGGCUCAGCUCCCUGCUCCAGCAGCCUGUAAAUGUCACACACGGGCAUUGGGAACUCCAAGGAAGCAGCAAGUUCAGCACUUGGGGGGACUAAGGAUGCUUGGUGCUGGGUGCUGCACUCCCAGCUGCCCAGGGGAGUGUGCCCUGGUGCUCGACAUCAUAGGCAAACAGGGCUUUCCACUGGACCAGUGAAGAUGCAAGGGGAGGGCUGGGGUGAACAGCAAUCUGGGAUAAAGGAGAGGGCUCUAGAUGCCAAAGUCAACUUCGCCUUCAAGCUGUGGAGAAGAAAAACAGGAAGGGACCAUGAGAGCAGUCCCAGCGCCGGCACCUCCCUGUCCCACCGCGGGGCCAGGGCACUUCCUCCAGGGCUCGGGCUUUUUGGUGGCUUGUGCAGCUGCUGAGCGAGCAGGAGGCUUCCUGCUGCAGGCUGGAGCCCUGCCUGGACGCACCCUGCCCGGAGUAGGCAGAGGCACUUCCAAACUUGCCUUGCUGCUGUAUCCCACCCUCCCCAGAGCGGAUGCUGUGCCAAGAUCGCUGGGGGAGCUGGUAUAAGCUAGGCCUGGGGAUGCUGAGGCUGUGCCAGGACAAAGCAGGCUGUGGGCUGCAUCCACGAGGAGCAGCAAUUGGUCCAGCUCCCUGGCAUGGAACAGGGACCAGCCCAAGCCCAGCAGGAGAAAAGUGCAGCAGAAUAUGCCGUGGGUCCUGCUGGGGGUACAAAAUUUCCAGCAGGCAAUGCCACAUGCCAGGGAAGGUCCCCACCACUGAGGUGCAGAAAGGUCCGUGUCCAGGUCUCCAUCCAGCGCAGAGCGGCCCCAUCCAGAGCAUCUCUCAGGCAAGGGCUGGGGUGCACCAGCCGCUCAGCUGUGUGCAGGGCUUGUUUGGGAAAGCAAUAGCCUGGGCAAAAGCUUUUGCAGGAGGGCACUGGUUGUGGACUGUUGUGCAGCAGUGCCUGGGCUGCUUGACUGCCACCAACCCUGCCAAAUAACUGAGCUGGCCCUCAGGCCUAACCUCCUCCUCUCCCUGCCUUGCUGCCAGGGUCAGCCCGCAUUUUGCAGGGGAGGAGGCAGGUUGCACAGGACUGUGAAGCAAAACAGUCUCAACUUACCUCUCAUGGCUGCUCCUGCUUCCUUCUGCACCACAUCCUGAGCCAAGGAAAGAAGUAAUAGCAGCUCCAGCAGAUCAUGGAAGCCAUAGGGGCAUGAAACAUAUAUAUGUCACGAGGCAAGGGAGAAAGGAAAGGGUACAUAUACAGUCAGUGGUUCAGUCAGGGAGGGAAGGAUGCAUGGAUCGAGGGAAGGAGCUGUGCAGAUGUAUAGAUGGAUGCAAGGAUCAGUUGGCAGAGGGGGGAAGGGUUGGAUAUAUGGGUGGAUGGAUGGAUGCAUAGGCAGUUUGGACACCCAAAUACCGUCCUAAGCAUCAAAGAUGCUCAUUAUGCAGGAGCUGUCUUGUGAAGAUGGCUGGGAGGCCAAGUAUAUAAGGCUGGCAAAGGGAGGCCCAUGGGCAGAGCAAGGACAGUGUUUGGGAACAAGUCCCACAUGUGACCCAUGCAUCCAGUCCCCAUGGAAGUGGCAUCACAGCUGACAAGAGGAGACAGAGCCUAAAUUGUUACCAGUGCAGGUCCCGACAG